ACUUUUCCACGUAUCACAGUUGAUUGUUGACAAAAGGCAGACUCCUGAGAUUAAAGGGUAUUUUGUAUCCUGGAAAAAAAAGCAGUAAAUCUGGAACUUUAAAUCUGGUGCUUCAAAGAAUAGUUUAUUUAAAACGAUUUUUAAUUUAUGUGUGUGAAUGUUUUGUCGGAAUGCACAGAAGUGCACUAUACGUACAUACAUGCAUGACUGGUGGCCCAAAGGUCAAAAGAGGGUACGCGAUCCCCUAUAACAGAAGUCACAGACAAUUUUAAGGCACCAUGUGGGUGCUGAUAACUGAAUUCAAGUCCUGUGAGCCCUAUCACCAGGUGGCUUUUAAAACAGGUGGCACUUGACAGAGGCAAAACUAUGUGACCAAGUGUCACAGUUACCCCAACUGUAAGACUGGGGUAGGUUCUAACAAGUCUGCAACCUCCGUUAUGCUUCUGUCGCUAUAGGAGACCAUAGUUGGGGUUCCGACCUGUGAUAUUUGGUUACUGGUUAUGAAGAGCUCAGCACAGUGCGUGUUCAGUAAACGGUAACGGGGCGCUUUCCAUCCUCUUGGGAAGGUCCUACCUCAGACAGCGAUGCAGUGGGAAACAGCGAUGCAUGAAAUAAAACUUUUUCUGGCACUGCUACACAGGAAACUCAGCUCGGUAACAGGUUUGUGCUAACAGGCAUAAACAGUGCCUAAAAGACCUAAAAGGGCCCCUGGCCUCAGAAGCCACUUCAACCAGGCCGUUGCUAGGCGACCUUCCGGCGGUGGACUAGAGGCAGGGCAGCCUGCGCAGGUUCCGCCUCCACUUCCCGCCCAAGUUCCCUCCCCCUAAGGGCAGUCGGAGCGUCAACUCGCGCGACCGGCCGAAGCCCAGCGGCGCAUGCGCGCUACUUCCCGCGCCGCUCAGAGUGACGCACGCUCCGGCUCUAGGCCUCAGCCUCCGCCCCGCCCCCCGGCGUACGGCUCUCGCCCCGAGCCCCCGGCUACGUCCUCACGGGGGGCUUCUCCAACGCCCCGUCCUCCACUUCGCCAACACUGUAGAACUGGCUCAAGCGUGCAGACCCACCUCCCGUGCUCCCGUGGUGGUGGCGGUGGUGAUGAUGGGCCGGCGAGGACCAGGCCAAUGGGCGGGAUGUUCCCAGAGAAAGCCUCCUGGGCCAUGUCGAUGUUACAGCCUGUUUCUUCUCCUGAGCCCCAGCAGAACACAAGUGGACCAGUGGAUGGUUUUUCUUGCUUGAGCAGGAGAAUACCUGGAAUCGGCCUACCACGAGCCUCUGAGCUUUAGAAGCCAGCUGGAUGAAGGGAUGUCAUAACCGCCUGGAAGGGACACGGAAAUCAGCAGUGGGGGGGGAGGGGCCUGGACACACCCCUUCCCCCCCAGACUCCUCCUGGUCAGGGUCCAUCCGGCCAUGGACUUUGGACCUGGAUAAGUGGAGAGAAGCUGUGCUUUGGUGAAUCUGAUUCAGUUUGAAAAUGGAGUAUUAAGUGGGGGGCUUGAUGAUCUCCAGGGGAGCCACUGAGAGAAGAAAAGAAAGGUUCAUGGCUUCUUCCUAAUCUCAGUGCGGAAGAAUCAACCCUUAGAUUGGGAAAGUGAGCCAGGCAAGCCCAAGGCAGCCUUGAGCCCUCCCCUUGCCUGCCCUCCCCUGUGGGGGCCAGGAUGCUGAAGAAGCAGUCUGCAGGGCUUGUGCUUUGGGGUGCUAUUAUCUUUGUGGGCUGGAAUGCCCUACUGCUCCUCUUCUUCUGGACACGCCCAGCACCUGGCAGGCUACCCUCAGACAGUGCUCUUGAUGACGACCCCGCCAGCCUCUCCCGUGAGGUGAUCCGCCUGGCUGAGGAUGCUGAGGUAGAGUUGGAACGGCAGCGGGGACUGUUGCAGCAAAUCAGGGAUCAUCAUGCUUUGUGGAACCAGAGGUGGAAAGUGCCCACUGUGGCCCCUCCAGCCUGGCCCCGUGUGCCUGUGACCCCCUCACCAACAGUGAUCCCUAUCCUGGUCAUUGCCUGUGACCGCAGCACUGUCCGGCGCUGCCUGGAUAAGUUGUUGCACUAUCGGCCUUCAGCUGAGCGUUUCCCCAUCAUCGUCAGCCAGGACUGUGGGCACGAGGAGACAGCACAGGUCAUUGCUUCCUAUGGCAGUGCUAUCACACACAUCCGGCAGCCAGACCUGAGUAACAUUGCUGUACAGCCAGACCACCGCAAGUUCCAGGGUUACUACAAGAUCGCCAGGCACUACCGCUGGGCACUGGGUCAGAUCUUCAACAAGUUCAAGUUCCCAGCAGUUGUAGUCGUGGAGGAUGAUCUGGAGGUGGCACCAGACUUUUUUGAGUACUUCCAGGCCACCUAUUCACUGCUGAGAAAAGACCCCUCCCUUUGGUGUGUGUCUGCUUGGAAUGACAACGGCAAGGAGCAGAUGGUAGACUUGAGCAAACCUGAGCUGCUCUAUCGAACAGACUUUUUUCCUGGCCUAGGCUGGCUGCUGUUGGCUGAGCUGUGGGCAGAGCUGGAACCCAAGUGGCCCAAGGCCUUCUGGGACGACUGGAUGCGCAGACCUGAGCAGCGGAAGGGACGGGCCUGUAUUCGGCCAGAAAUUUCGAGAACGAUGACCUUUGGCCGUAAGGGUGUGAGCCAUGGGCAGUUCUUUGACCAGCAUCUUAAGUUCAUCAAGCUGAACCAGCAGUUCGUGCCCUUCACCCAGCUGGACUUGUCGUACCUGCAGCAGGAGGCCUAUGACCGGGAUUUCCUUGCCCGUGUCUAUGGUGCCCCCCAGCUGCAGGUGGAGAAAGUGAGGACCAAUGAUCAGAAGGAACUGGGGGAGGUGCGGGUACAGUACACUAGCAGAGACAGCUUCAAGGCCUUUGCUAAGGCCCUGGGUGUCAUGGAUGACCUCAAGUCCGGUGUCCCCAGGGCUGGCUAUCGGGGCAUUGUCACUUUCCUGUUCCGGGGCCGGCGAGUCCAUCUGGCACCCCCACAGACCUGGGGUGGCUAUGAUCCUAGCUGGAAUUAGCACCUGCCUUUCCCUGCUGGGUCUCCUAGGCAUACCAUGAGCUGAGACAGGCCUGCAGUCCCUGGGCUAUACCAUCCUGUCAGUGUUUCCCUCUUGGGUCUAUAAUCUUUCUAUUUCUGUGCCCCCCUCCCCAGUGGCAUUCUAGUGCACAAACCAUGAUGAGGGUUAUACUCCUGUUAUCAGGAGAACUAUUGUGUGGUGUAUUUGGUGAUACUGAACAAGAAACCACUGUGUGGUAUGGGGAGGCUUGAGCUUGUUGGGGCCAGGGUGUUCUCUCGAAGGGCAUCUGCAGAGAACUCGGCAGCUCUAGCUCUCUUGACCAGGCCUGUUGACCCUGACCUGGCUUCUGUCAGAACAUGAACCCACCUUAUAUACCUAUUCUCCCUUUCUUCACCUUCCCCCAGUGUGGGGCUAGGUUAUGGAAGAAAGAAUGGGUUUGUGGCCAAAUGAGACUAACCAAAGGGGCUUCACUCUCAGGGUCAGAUUGGAGUUGUUGGGGUGCCAGGGGCCACUGCCUCCUGGCCUCUCUUCCUGCUGACUCUCUAAUGUUCUUCUACAGCACAGCAGCUUGUGGUUGGGAGAUGGGAGGUGGAAAGGGAGAGCAAUUUCUGUGCUAGGGCCAGCUGUCGGGAAAGCCCCGAACUUGGGCACCCUCCUUUCUGGAAGUCAGUUCUCUCUGUGUCCGUGAGGAGGAGUUGGUGCCAGCCUGGUGGGAGACAGUGGGCUGACUUCUGUGCCUCUUUUCCCCUGGGGUUUGAUGUAGAGGCUCCUCCCUGAGGGCUGGCUCCUGGUGGCCAUCUCAGAGCAAAGUAUCCCAGGACAUCUCUGGCCCCAAACCAGCUUCUGUCCUGCCUUCCUAAGCACUCCCACAUCUCCCCCCGCCAAGCUGCAGGUAGCAGGUUGGAGAGAAAUUUGUGUGUUUUUGUUUGUUGCCUGACCUUAGUUUCAUGGAAGAAAAUUAAAUCUACAGAAUUAUUUUCAAAAAUAAAGUAAAGGCUGAAUUGUC
Molecule: messenger RNA, 4002 nt
Organism: Microtus ochrogaster (prairie vole)
Lineage: Eukaryota; Metazoa; Chordata; Mammalia; Rodentia; Cricetidae
Gene: Mgat1
Product: alpha-1,3-mannosyl-glycoprotein 2-beta-N-acetylglucosaminyltransferase
Biological process (GO): protein N-linked glycosylation
Cellular component (GO): Golgi apparatus
Molecular function (GO): alpha-1,3-mannosylglycoprotein 2-beta-N-acetylglucosaminyltransferase activity
Source: RefSeq, a predicted model, not a curated record